This is a messenger RNA of Penicillium paradoxum, 663 nucleotides long. Its product is annotated as cupin domain-containing protein. The record is from RefSeq and is a predicted model, not a curated record. NCBI's taxonomy places the organism in Eukaryota, Fungi, Ascomycota, Eurotiomycetes, Eurotiales, Aspergillaceae. The transcript is spliced from 2 exons. The coding region runs from base 1 to 663 and encodes 220 amino acids. Gene Ontology annotation, cellular component: intracellular anatomical structure.
AUGGACAUCUCUCUAUCCCAAAUCAAACCAAUAUACCCCCCAAAGCGCCCAACCCCAGAAGCACCCCAAACCCAAUCCAUCAUCAGCGCCCUAAACCUCGACCUGCACCCAGAAGGCGGCUAUUUCCGUGAAACAGAUCGCCAUCCGCACCAAGUGCUGAACCCAUUCGUACGUUCAACGUCUGACAGGGACAUCGAAACCCGCUCUGCAAGCUCGUCUAUCUUAUACUUCCUCACGCCUCAGCGCCCGUUAGGAGUCUUCCACCGCAACCAAGGACGGACGGUGCAUGUGUGGCAGAGAGGACGGGGACGGUACGUUAUCAUCCAUGCGGACGAGGUGGAGAGUGAGAGUCACGGCCAAGGGCAUUGUCCUAGGGCCAAGGCAAGGGUAGAGACGUUUAUUGUUGGGCCGGAUGUUGGGUCUGGGGAGCGAUUGCAGUGGGUUGUUGGAGGGGGUAAGUAUAAGUCGUCUUUUUUGUUACCUGAUGAACCCGAGGGAGAGGCUUCUUCGGGUCUGUUGAUUACUGAGGUUGUUGUCCCAGGCUUCGAUCUUGCAGACCAUGAAUUCCUGCGCAAAGACGAAAUGAAGGACCUUCUGACUGCCGACCAGGUCGAGGAAUUAAGUUGGAUGCUGAAGGAGUACCCAGAUCAAGAGAAAGAAUGA